AUGGAGGGCGUUCAAGAAUUCCCCGCCAUGAUUACCCAAGCGCCGGCGAUGAAGCCGAAACUGUUGCCUCUAAGAUGGCCCGGCACAUUAGCCCAGCUGAACCCGAUACCACACAAGUACCGCUCCGCCCGGAAGUUGCGCCUGCAGCUACGAGGAUCCAAAAGCCAUAACCAACCCGAUGACAUCACAAAACUGCAGAGGUCGUUUGAUGUGUUGAAGUCGAUGAGGGCGUUGCGCUCGAGGAGGUGGACUAUUUGGGACUUGCAACACCCCAUGACGUUUGGGUUUAUUCUUUUUUCGCUGGCGAUCCUACCGUCGGCGCCGUUUAUUAAGACUGGGGUGCUGGUCGUGCUCGGGUUGCUGCUCCUGAUGCCGGCUACACAGCAGUUCUUUCUGCCAUCAUUGCCGAUAUGGACGUAUCUGCUUUAUUUCUUCGCGAGCCGAUUUAUCGGUGCUGAAUAUCGGCCGCAUAUCUGGGUGAAAGUGCUCCCUGCGCUCGAAAACGUUAUGUACGGCGCAAAUCUUUCCAACAUCCUCUCGGCCCACACCCACGCCGUCCUCGAUGUCAUCGCCUGGGUACCCUACGGCCUCGGCCACUUUGCGCUACCCCUGAUCUGCAGCAUCUUCAUGUUCCUUUUUGCCGCCCCGGGAACCACCCCGGUCUUCGCCCGCGCCUUUGGCUACAUGUCGAUGCUCGGCGUCACCAUCCAGCUCGUCUUUCCCUGCACACCGCCCUGGUAUGAGAAGCUUCACGGCUUGGAGCCGGCGCACUACGGCAUGGAGGGGUCUCCCGCAGGCCUGCGCCGUAUCGACGAGCUGUUUGGUGUCGACAUGUACACGACGAGUUUCACCACCGCUCCCGUGCCCUUCGGUGCCUUCCCCAGCCUCCACGCCGCCGACGCCAUCCUCGAGGCGCUCUUCAUGCAGUACUGCUUCCCGCGCUUCCGGCCCUUUUUCAUCUUCUACGCCGUCUGGAUCUCGUGGUCCACCAUGUACCUCAACCACCACUACGCCAUUGACCUCGUAGGCGGCGGAAUCUUCGCCGCGGUCGCCUACUAUAUCGCGCGCACCAAAUUCCUCCCGCGCCCGCAGCUCGACAAGUCGACCCGCUGGGAGUACGAGUACGUCGAGCACGGCGACCGCCCCCGCUCCCUCGACGAGGAGCACGGCCUCGGAUACGGCCUCGGGCUGCUGCGGCGCCCGGGCACCGGCGAUAGUGACGAGUGGACGCUCGGCAGCAGCUCGAGCUUCGACUCCAUGAGCCGUGGCGACACCCUCUGCGGCAGCAGCAGUUCGACCCCCGGCAUCCUGAGCCCCACCACCCCGAGCGAUGAUCACUACGACGUCUGGACCAAGGCGCGGUUCGGACCGGCGAAGGAGGGCGAGGGCGGCGAGUCGUUUGCCGGGCGCUGA
Chaetomium globosum CBS 148.51 is the source of this 1413-nucleotide messenger RNA. RefSeq lists its product as uncharacterized. Gene Ontology annotation, biological process: sphingolipid biosynthetic process; inositol phosphoceramide metabolic process. Bases 1 to 1413 code for a protein of 470 amino acids. The transcript has 2 exons. Gene Ontology annotation, cellular component: inositol phosphoceramide synthase complex. Lineage: Eukaryota; Fungi; Ascomycota; Sordariomycetes; Sordariales; Chaetomiaceae. Gene Ontology annotation, molecular function: inositol phosphoceramide synthase activity. The record is from RefSeq and is a predicted model, not a curated record.